GGUGUGGAAGGAAAUGAACUUGUCUGGUUUAGGAGCUUAGAGCCCAGUGUGUGGAAUAAAGAGCCAGACAUGGGACCUGAGCAAAGCCUGGGAGCUACACUGUUACUGCUGCAGCUGCAGUUGUCACUGCUUUUGUCCCUGUCCUGGGGAGCCACUCCAGCAGCAUUGACAUCGUUACUCGGAGAGAGCCUACAGAACCACACAUUCUCUCACGCGGUGUUCUGCCAGAAUCAGGAGCCCUUCCUUGGCCUGACAGAGACUUUUGAUGGGGAUCUGCUCUUCUCCUUUGAUUUCUCCAGGAACUCCUGGGUGCCCCGGCUGCCUGAGUUUGCUGCUUGGGCCGGUGAUGAGGGUGACCUCCAGGCCAUAGAUUUUGACAAGGCGUUCUGUCAAAACCUGCAAAAAGCACUGAGUCGAAUUUGUGAAGGCCAGAUCCCUGAGGCUAGAGGAAACCCUGUGGCAGAAGUUUUCACUCUGGAGCCCCUGGAGUUUGGGAAGCCCAACACUCUCAUCUGCUUCGUUAGUAACCUCUACCCCCCUCACAUAACCGUGACCUGGCAGCACGAAGGAGUCCCGGUGGAAAGCAGCAGCCCCACUUUUCUCUCAGCCGUCGAUGGACUUGGCUUCCAGGCCUUCUCUUAUCUGAACUUCACACCCUCAUCCACUGAUGUCUUCUCUUGUACUGUGGCACGGGAAGGUGACCUCUUCAGCACCAUAGCCUUCUGGGUACCUCAGAAUCCGAUACCUUCUGCAUUGUUGGAAAACAUACUGUGUGGCAUUGCCUUUGGCCUGGGCAUUGUCGGCAUCAUAGUGGGUGCUGUCCUCAUCAUCUGCUCCCAAAAACCAUGUGGACGAGGUGCAGACUGAAUUGUUGGUGCCUGAGCCUGGCUUUCUUUACUUCUGUUGCAACCACUACUACAGGAGGCAUCCUAGACUCACAUACUCUUUCUAGGGGAUUUCCUUCUGAGGGGAGAUGGGGUCCCCUUGAACUGAGAAUCCACAUAGCAGAGGCCCUUCCACUGGAGAUCUCAGAGGUGCCUAUACCUUACUACUGAGGGGCUGGAAAGGGGGUUCACCUAUUACACCUUCCCUAUUGUGCCAAUAAAGGUUGUUUGUUAAUGUC
This is a messenger RNA of Dromiciops gliroides (monito del monte), 1123 nucleotides long. RefSeq names its product HLA class II histocompatibility antigen, DM alpha chain. Gene Ontology annotation, molecular function: MHC class II protein complex binding. The record is from RefSeq and is a predicted model, not a curated record. Gene Ontology annotation, cellular component: membrane; MHC class II protein complex. Gene Ontology annotation, biological process: positive regulation of T cell activation; immune response; antigen processing and presentation of exogenous peptide antigen via MHC class II. The transcript is spliced from 5 exons. NCBI's taxonomy places the organism in Eukaryota, Metazoa, Chordata, Mammalia, Microbiotheria, Microbiotheriidae. The coding region runs from base 70 to 867 and encodes 265 amino acids.